Molecule: messenger RNA, 417 nt
Organism: Morus notabilis
Lineage: Eukaryota; Viridiplantae; Streptophyta; Magnoliopsida; Rosales; Moraceae
Exons: 1
Coding region: 1-417 (138 amino acids)
Source: RefSeq, a predicted model, not a curated record
AUGGGUUGGUUAAUAAGGGAAGAUAGAAGCGGUUCGUCAUGGAAGCUUGGUUGGACAGAACGAACUCUUGCCUCGUUAACUGCACCACCUCUUCCUCUGUUGGCAAUCGUCGGAAUCGUUGUCGUUUUGCUGUCCGUUUCCUCUUACGCAAACUACAAGUCUCAGAUGCAGAAGACGGUUAUCGGGUUCAGGCUUUUCCUCCUGUUGUUGCCGUUGGUUCUGAUCUUUGUGGCCCACUCGGUGACCAAAUACGGCACCGUUUUGGUGGUGAGGCCGAGGACAAAGCAUGAAGCGGUCUCGGAAGGCGGCGGGACUCCGUGGGGCGUGGUGGUUCUGUUGGUUGUGCUUGCGGUGUUGAUCUCUUACCAGUCUUAUUUUCAGUCCAAGUGGUGGCCUCCUAUUUGGGGCUCCUACUAG